Messenger RNA from Clunio marinus, 195 nucleotides. NCBI's taxonomy places the organism in Eukaryota, Metazoa, Arthropoda, Insecta, Diptera, Chironomidae. The record is from the annotation of a GenBank genome assembly.
AUGAAAAGACAAUUUAAGAAUCUGCAGGUUGCUCAAAACCAGCGGAAAAUAAAAACCAGCAAACCAGCAGUCACAAUUUCGGAAAACCAGCAAACCAGCGCUGGUUUGCUGAAGAUCAAAGAAUUUAAAGUCUUGUCGUUAAAUCUUAAAAAAAUAGUCGACGAGAAAACACGUUCAACAUCUGUUGAAAAAUGA